AUGCCGCCUGCGUCCCUUGGACGCCUGCGGGAUCAUUGCCUCAUCAUCGUGGGCGAUGGAGGUGAGGCAGAAGAAGUCCUGGCCCAGCGUCGGUGGGCCGCCGGUGGCCGCCUCGUGCAUUUCUUGGUGCCAGAUGAGCAGGUGAGGAGAGAAGAGGGGAUGGAGGAGGUGGUUUUUGCUUGGCAACCUCCCUGUGACCUGAAGCCUUCCAGCUUUGGACGGAACUUGGGGCCUUCCUUCAGGACCUACUGGACCACAUCAGGCCCUGAUUGCGUGGAGGUGGCACCGAACCAAACCUUGUACAUCUAUGGCGAAGACACGCGUUUGGUACAGCUGGUUGAGAACGGUCGAAUUCUUGCGGAGAUGUCCGGGCACGUGAUUUGGAAGCCUGAUAUGACCACCGCAACAUCAAUGGAUGUUCAGGUGGAAGAUCCCGAGCUCCGAGCCUCUGGCACCUUCUCGUGGCGCUACGUGCUGAGCUCGAUGGCCUUGCUCUUCCUGUGGCACGUCCUUCGAUGGGGGAUCUCCAUACAUUUGGAGCAAGCUGCAGCUCUUCCCGGCCACCUGGGGCCACCAUGGUGGCGGGGAGUCUUAGUGGCCUUCAACGGUGCCGUCUUUUGCGUUUGGGGGCUGUUCCAUACCUGGGCUGCCAGUCUUUCUGGUGAAGUGGGCAGCACCGGCCUUCAGAAGCUGGUGCCCAUUUGCAUGGCCAUUCCACCCAUGCUACCUAUGGGCACUUGGGUCCAACUGGCGGACUUCCCCCUCUCGCUCUUUGGUUUAAGCAUUCUCUUUCUCUUUGGCCCCACUUUGCAGUACUACCAAACACAGCAGCAGCAUCCUGCACGCCGUCUCCUGCCCUGCUUGGUGUGGACCAUCGCACAGUUGGCCGGAACAGUAGGCAUCUCUGCGAUUUUGGCCGUCAUUGUUGUCGCCUACCGAUUGCUCCUAGUGAGCCAGCCCGUCCUCGCCUCCUUCUUUUUGCCCGUUUGCACAGCUGUAGUCGAAACUGGAGGUGUGAUGUACACCAAGAUCUUGUAUGCCAAGCUGGUGGUUCAAAAGCGUCCAAUGGUACCAGGGGACAUCUCUUGGGUUGCCAUGCCCUACAUGAUGUGUUCAGCACACGCCUUUUCGGAGGCUGCACGGCUGGCAGCGGUCUUCUCGGGCGCAGUGAGCACGGGUGACUAUGGUUGGGUGGCUAGCUUGGCGGUGACACUGUCGCUGAACAUUCUGGUGCGAUCUGGCUGGAUGCGCUAUGGAUGCUAUGUGCUAGUGAGGAAGAUUGGUGGCUCCAAGCGCGCGAUGUGGAUGUUGGCUCCAACUGCUUGGAACAAGCUCCAUGAUGAGAUGAAGAUCUAUGCGGGCUACUUCCGAUUCAUUGUGGUUUUAGCACUUGUGGCCGCGCGCGCGGUACUCUUUCAGGAGAUCUCCUUGUCAUCUUCCAGGGCUGCAGCCUUCAACAUGUCCGCAGCUUUGGCCUUGAUUGCCAUGCUCCUCGUGGAGUACCUGGAAGAUCACAUCGUCCUUCGCGAGCUGCUUCCCACGAGCCCGGUGAUCUCGGAGUUCGUGGAGCACGAGGUGCAGAAGGCGUCGAGGAACUCUCAAGGAUGCUUGCUGAGUUUGGACCUGCGAGUCACCGAACCGGGGAGUGCAUGGCGCUUGGAUGAGUUGGAUGCCGAUGGCUUUCGACGAGUCCACGUGCACCGGUCCCAGUCGUGGCAAAACGCACCAGGCAUAGAACUGGGGCUGCACGUGGAAGCUGUGAGUUCCAAUGGCAAGACACCCGUGCCGUGUUCGACCCUUUUGCCCGUGCCGGGCGAGCACUUGGAGAAAGCAGAAGGUUUCCACCGCGCUUCAUCCCCUGCAUCGACCGGAAGAAACUCAGAGCUGUGCGGACCAUCCCGGUCGCCAAAGCGUGCCACGGGUGGGUCACACCAACGCGCGGAAAGUGUGGGUUCUGAGGAGGAUAAGCAACGCAUGUUUUCUGUCAUUUUGCCCUUGCAGUGUGAGCACGCGGAGAACGCAGAAGAUGAUGAAUGCUCGAUCCUCGCCGAGCCCGCAGCGUCGGCCAGAUCCAACAACUCAGAUGGGCGUGAGCAUUCCCAGUUCUUGCACACGGCCACCGUUCCGAGGGUGGCGAGACACCCAAGUUUUCUGCAAUCCUGCCAUUGCCCGGUGAGCAUUUGGAGCAAGCAGAAGAAGCGGAAGAAGGUCCUUUCAGACUCAAGUAUGGGUGCCAAAAAGGCUGUUGCAAAGCCUGAUGGGGCGAAGGAGAAAAGCAAGAAGGAGAAGGACCAGAAGGAGAGUGGUAAGAAGAAAGAGUCAGAGAGUGGAAAGGAGAAGAAAGAGAGUGGUAAGAAGGGAAAAGCCAGCGACCCAAGAUCUUUUGAGCUUUGCGCAGAUUGGAUCGAUUUCGGCGCCACGCAGAGUCCAGACGUUGCCUGCACGCGUGGCCGCGCCACGCCCAUGACCUCCCAAGCUUCUAUGGGCCAGCGCCGCAGCAGCCUGCCAAGCCGGCUACGUCGAUGGUUUGGCCAAGAACGGCAGGUCGUGCCGUGCCUUUUGUUACAUGGAUUGAGAGAGAUGCCUUGGUUCUGUCAACUCAGUGCGAUUGCCAUCACUUGCGAGGUGGCAUUGGGUUUUUUGAACACCACACUCGGUCCUGGCUAUAUCCGAGGGGUCACAGAGGCCUGUGAAGAUUUUGAUGCGUUAGUGAUUGUCUGGUGGCCCACGCCCUUACUGUGCUAA
Molecule: messenger RNA, 2745 nt
Organism: Durusdinium trenchii
Lineage: Eukaryota; Dinophyceae; Suessiales; Symbiodiniaceae
Source: the annotation of a GenBank genome assembly